GUUCGCUCCUCCUCCUCCUCCAGCUAUCGCCAUGUUCUUGGGACUCCUCUCGCUCUUGUUCAGUUCGAAAGGGGAGGGGGGUAGGGAGAUACUUCCACUCUACAUACCACGUACAAACCAAAACCAUUAAAACACCGACCUCCACAAAACAAAACAACUACAAAAAUUAUAUAUACAGUAUAUAUAAUAAUAAUCCAUCGCCAUCCGACAGCACGGCCUGUUUUUACGUGGAAUGAGCAUUCCAUGUGUUGUCCUAGGCAUGAAUGAAGUGGCCUGGCAGGAAACCCGCGGAGCAAUGAUGCACGCAAAUGGUGCUCAGGAUGUCGGUGUAAGCGGACUUGGGGUCCCUAUAGUGGGGACUGCUGUUGGUGCUGGGGGAGGACCAGGUCUGGUGGGCCCCCCUCCACAAGCACUUGGUGGUAGCUCCAAUCCACACGCCCUCCAAACUGCAGUAACAGGUGCACCUGGUGCUCAGCCACCUCUCAGUGGACGCUCACAGGACGAUGCUACAGUUGGCUACUUUUUUCAACGGCAAGCAGGGGAGCAGCUUGGAAGCUAUUCCAGCAAGCACCGUUGGCCCACGGGAGAUAGCAUCCACGUAGACCAGGUUCGACCUGUGGAUGAAAUGAAUCAUGACUUUCAAGCUCUUGCACUGGAAUCUAGAGGAAUGGGAGAGCUCUUGCCUGCUAAAAAGUUCUGGGAAUCUGAUGAGUCUGCUAAAGAGGGACAAAAAGGGAUGUUCUUGGGAGAUGAAUGGCGAGAGAAUGCAUGGGGAGCAUCACAUCAUUCAGUAUCACAGCCCAUCAUGGUACAGAGGCGGCCUGGUCAGGGAUUCCAUGUCAGCAGUGAAGUGAACUCUGUCCUUUCUCCUCGGUCUGAAAGUGGGGGCCUCGGAAUCAGCAUGGUGGAAUAUGUCCUUAGCUCCUCGCCAGGGGACAAACUGGAUCCUCGCUACAGGAAAGGGCCGUUUGGAGCUGGAGAUGCCGAGACAGAUGGCAGUGAGAAGGGUGACCAAAAAGGCAAUUCAUCACCUUAUGAGGAAAAAAGCAGAGAGAUGAAACAAGGAGAUGAAGAUGUUCCUAAAGCAAAUGGACGGGGACUGCCAAAUGGAAUGGAUACUGAAUUUAACCGGACUCCUGGCAGCCGCCAGGCAUCUCCCACGGAAGUGGCAGAUCGCCUGGGUCCCAACCAAAACAGUUCUGAAGUGAUCGGCCACCAUCCCAUCCCUGCAUCCAAUAAGCCACCAUUGGAGGAGUUCCAGAACCCAGAGACACAAAACAUGGACUCCAUGGAACAAGUCGGAAUUGAGUCUUUACAGUUCGAUUACACGGGUAGCCAAGUGCAAAUUGACUCCUCUGGAGCUCCUGUAGGACUUUUUGACUACAAUUCUCAGCAACAGCUUUUCCAACGGCCCAAUGCACUGACUGUUCAGCAGUUGACUGCAGCACAACAGCAGCAGUAUGCACUGGCUGCAGCUCAGCAGCAACAUCUAGCUGGUGUAUUUUCAGCAGGCCUUGCUCCAGCUGCCUUUAUGCCAAACCCAUAUAUAAUCAGCGCGGCUCCUCCGGGCACUGACCCCUACACCGCAGCAGGACUUGCAGCAGCCGCCACUCUUGCAGGUCCUACUGUUGUCCCGCCUCAGUAUUAUGGUGUUCCAUGGGGGGUGUAUCCUGCCAAUUUGUUCCAGCAGCAAGCAGCAGCAGCAGCAGCCGCAGCAGCUGCUAAUAACUCAGCUAACCAGCAGACCACUAACCAGGGGCAGGGACAACAACAGAUUAUGCGUACAGGAAACAAUCAGCGACCUCUGACUCCAAACCAAGGUCAGCAGAACCAACAGGCAGAAUCGUUGGCAGCAGCAGCAGCAAAUCCAGCGCUAGCCUUCAGCCAAGGACUUGCCACAGGGAUACCAGACCAAGCCUUGAUGCCACAGAUGUUGCAACAAAAUGUAUAUGGCUAUCAAAUAGCAGGUUGGAAUCUAAGAAAACAACAAGGUUAUCAGGUGUUGGCCCCAGCUGCCUAUUACGAUCAGACAGGUGCCUUGGUGGUUGGCCCUGGAGCACGGCCUGGAUUAAGUGGACCUGUUAGGCUGAUGGCUUCCACACCUGUAUUAAUCAGCCCAGCAGCUGCUCAAGCGGCUGCUGCAGCAUCAGCAUCUGGAACCACAAAUAAUCUUGGUGGAGCUGCCAAUGGUCUCUUCCGCCCCAUCAACUCUCAGCAGCAGCAGCAGCAGCAGCAGCAGCAGCAGCAGCAGCAGCACCAUCAACAACAACAACAACAACAACAACAACAACACCAGCAACAGCAACAGCCCAACAGUAACAUGCAGUCCAACUCAUUCUAUGGCAACAAUUCUCUAACCAACAUCUCCCAGAGCAGUUCCCUCUUCUCCCAUGGUCCCGGCCAGCCUGGAAACACCUCGCUUGGCUUUGGAAGUAGCAAUUCCCUUGGAGCAGCUAUUGGCUCAGCAUUGGGUGGCUUUGGAUCAUCAGUUGGCAGUUCUGCCAAUAGCAGUGCCUCCAGGAGAGAUUCCUUGUCUGCCAGUUCUGAUUUGUACAAGAGAUCCAACAGCGGCCUAGCUCCGAUAGGGCAGCCGUUUUACAACAGCUUGGGAUUCUCGUCCUCUCCAAGUCCGAUCGGCAUGCCUCUACCCACUCAGACUCCAGCACACUCCUUGACACCACCACCAUCUCUCUCAUCUCACGGGUCUUCAUCUAGCUUGCAUCUGGGGGGACUGACAAAUGGCAGUGGCCGAUACAUCUCUGCAGCACCCGGGGCAGAAGCGAAGUACCGCAGUGCCACCAGUACAUCCAGUCUAUUCAGCUCCAGCAGCCAGCUCUUCCCUCCAUCACGACUUCGCUACAGCAGAUCUGACAUCAUGCCUUCUGGUCGUAGCAGGCUGUUGGAAGAUUUCAGAAACAAUCGCUUCCCGAACCUUCAGCUAAGAGAUCUAAUCGGCCAUAUAGUGGAGUUCUCUCAAGACCAGCAUGGUUCAAGGUUUAUCCAGCAGAAGUUGGAGCGAGCCACCCCUGCAGAACGUCAGAUGGUCUUUAGUGAAAUCCUUCAAGCCGCAUACCAGUUGAUGACUGAUGUAUUUGGAAACUAUGUAAUACAGAAGUUCUUUGAGUUCGGAAGCAUGGAUCAAAAACUAGCCCUGGCUACUAGAAUCAGAGGCCAUGUCCUCCCAUUGGCCCUACAGAUGUAUGGCUGCCGCGUCAUUCAGAAAGCUCUGGAAUCCAUUUCAUCAGACCAUCAGGUAAUUAGUGAUAUGGUCAGGGAGCUGGAUGGACAUGUCCUAAAGUGUGUAAAAGACCAGAAUGGAAACCACGUGGUACAGAAGUGUAUUGAAUGUGUGCAGCCUCAGGCUCUACAGUUCAUCAUUGAUGCUUUUAAGGGCCAGGUGUUUGUGCUUUCGACUCACCCUUAUGGUUGUCGAGUGAUUCAGCGCAUCCUGGAACACUGUACCCCAGAGCAGACCAUGCCUAUCCUGGAGGAGCUCCAUCAUCACACAGAGCAACUUGUGCAGGAUCAAUAUGGCAAUUAUGUCAUUCAGCAUGUUCUUGAGCAUGGGCGCCCUGAAGAUAAAAGUAAAAUAGUUGCUGAGAUCAGAGGGAAAGUUUUGGCCUUGAGCCAACACAAAUUUGCCAGCAAUGUGGUGGAGAAGUGUGUGACCCACUCGUCCCGCUCGGAGAGGGCUCUGCUGAUCGACGAGGUUUGCUGUCAGAACGAUGGCCCCCACAGUGCCUUGUACACCAUGAUGAAGGACCAAUAUGCCAACUAUGUAGUGCAGAAGAUGAUUGACAUGGCAGAGCCGGCCCAGCGCAAGAUAAUCAUGCACAAGGUAGGGAUUAAUUAUAUACGUCCUCACAUUGCAACGUUGCGCAAGUACACAUAUGGAAAACACAUCUUGGCCAAACUGGAGAAGUAUUACAUGAAAAACAGCACUGACUUGGGGCCAAUUGGAGGACCAACUAAUGGACUGAUGUAGAAUAUGCAGAAGAAAUUGAUACAGCCCCUUCAGCUGUUUGAUGCUUUCAAGAAAUUAAGUUGAAUUACCAAAAAGCCAACUUAACCUAAGAAUGCUUUGAUUACUUCCUUCCUGUUGUAAGCUUGUCAUUUUCCGGUAUAUAUAGCUACACUUCCAGCGAUUUAUCAGAUUGCUAUGCUGGGUAAAGCACAGAAUGCGUGUAUAUGAUGUAAUUGUAUCAAACUAGUUGUCACAUAUUUUGUAAAUUUUUACCUUGUAAAUUAACUGUAAAAAUGUGGGUAGUUUUUAAGAAAAAAUAAAUGUUGUGUUCGUACAGUACACCAGCACGUGACUUGAUAAGUCUGCCGGCAUUACAGCACAACAAAAAAGUUCUUCAUUUAUGUGCAUCUCUAUUGUAAAUAACUUUAGAGAUUACUAGCGGGUAAAAUGGAAAUUGUGCAUACAGAAGAAAAGGUUAAGUUGUAUUUUGGUAGUUCACAUUUUGUAACUUUUUACAAAAAAAAAAAAAUAAAGAAACUUUGCAAGUUUUUUAAAAUGUAACUUCCAUCGCUUCAUAUGAAAUUUCAAUCUUCAGUGUUUUGAGAUGACCACUGCCCUGCAUUUCUUCCUCAAACAAAUCCUUUUGAUGUAUAGAAGCAUUGUAUAUAUUUAACCGUUGCACAAGGUGGAUGUGGAGUGGGGGGAGGAAUCAUGAUGGUACUUCCAUACAUAAAGUAACAGUCUAAAAAAUAUGGAGGGUAUUUUUAAAGCAACUUUCCAGUAUGUUUAGCAGUGAAAAAGAGCUGACAAUUUCUCUUUCUUUAUUGGUUUGUAAGAAAGUUUGUGAUGGUGUUGGUGGUUUAUUUUUUGGCUUUAAAACAUGAGCUGUGGUCUUGGGCAGAGCUGAUAAUUAACAGGGGGCCUUCAAAGGGUAAACUUUGACUCCUUAUAAAGCAUGCAUGAAUACUCUAAUAGCUUGUUUUUUGCUUCAUAUAAAUAUGUAGUGUAUAAGUCUAAUUAACUAUAUAGGUGUUAGUUUACAGUUUGAAUUUUAUAAUAAUAAAAAAUCUUUUUUUCAAUGUUAAUCACAAGACUUGCUAACUCAGUAGUGACACUUUGGUUGUACAGUUGUAUAUUUGUAAACCUUGAUGCUGUAAAUGUAAUGUCUUUUACCCUUUUGCAAAAAAAAAAAAAAAAAAAAAGCAAAACUUUGCAUUUUUGUGUAUUCACAACCUUACACCUUGACCUGGCAUAUAGUGUUGUAUAAUGUACAUUUAUUACUUUGGAUCAAGAUUGAUUUCUUUUUUUAAUUCUAUCUUUAUAUGACUUUAAAAAUACAAAACAACAUUCUUUUAUCUAUUGUUAGAAAAAGUAGUUUUUGUUUAUACCUGUAGCUGUUGAAAUAUACUGUCAAUAUGGUCAUUUUGACAAAGUAUAAACUUCUUUUAGUACAUUGCGCUUAGAAUUGAAAGGACUAGACAGGCAUUUAGUUACCACAGAAACCAGUAUUCUCCAUCUUGUGCGACAGGAUUUUAUCUUUGUACAGAAUAGAACUGUAUUUUGGAAAUAUCUGCAGACUUGCAAGUGAAAGUAUGUAUGAUAGUCGGUUAUAUUCAUAUGAACAUACGAGGUUGUAACACUAACAAAGAUGAUGUACAUUUAUAGGCGGCCUUAUGUACAUUUACAGACAGCAUUGUUUUGUUGUUUUUGCAGGCAGAAUUGUGACCAGAUAUGUAUAAUUAAACAACCCUUGUAAUCUA
Molecule: messenger RNA, 5724 nt
Organism: Polyodon spathula (Mississippi paddlefish)
Lineage: Eukaryota; Metazoa; Chordata; Actinopteri; Acipenseriformes; Polyodontidae
Product: pumilio homolog 2
Exons: 23
Coding region: 233-3985 (1250 amino acids)
Biological process (GO): miRNA processing; regulation of mRNA stability
Cellular component (GO): cytoplasm; cytosol
Molecular function (GO): mRNA 3'-UTR binding
Source: RefSeq, a predicted model, not a curated record